AUGUUAGACGUAGUUAUUCAUCCAUUUGGUGAAGUAGAUCCAGAGUUAACCGAAUUUAUACGAUCGAAACUUGAAACACGGUUUAAUGUUAAUGUCAUUAUUGGAGAAAAUCACAAAACAUUACCAGUUGAAAUCAACAAAGAGCGAAAACAAUAUCCCUCAACUCCCAUUUUGCGAUUUCUUGAAAAUUUGAGUACAACAAAAAAACAAUCUGUUGCACGUCUUGGAAUUGUCACUGUUGAUUUAUAUGUGUCGCAUUUAAAUUUUGUUUUUGGCGAAGCGUCUGGUAGUACACAUGUAGCCGUUUUCUCUACAAAUCGUUUAAAUCCAACACGUUGGAAUGAAAAAUUUGAUAAACAAAAAUUUUUUGAACGUUCAUUAGUUGAAGCUGUUCACGAACUCGGACACGCAUUUGGAUUGAAACAUUGCGAUAAAACGGAUUGUGUCAUGUGGUUUUCUAAUACUCUUGAAGAAACAGACAGAAAAGGAAUUUUGAAUGCGUUUCGUGCUUUGAAAACGGAUGAAAAUGAGAAUGUAAACGAACCAGUAUUGAAAUCAUUUGAUCUGAAAGGUGCUGCUGAUUAUAUGAAAAAUUGUGAAAAUAUUAUCGUUAUGUCGGGCGCAGGCAUUUCUACAUCAGCUGGUAUUCCUGAUUUUCGAAGUCCUGAUACGGGUUUAUAUUCACAACUAGAAAAAUACAAUUUACCAUUUCCUGAAGCCGUUUUUCAUCUAGAAUUUUUCAAAAAAAAUCCUAAACCAUUUUUUCUUCUUGCUAAAGAACUUUAUCCAGAAAAUUUCAAGCCCACACCAGCUCAUUAUUUUAUUCGUUUAUUAAACGAAAAGAAAAAAUUACUCCGUGUGUUUACUCAGAAUAUCGAUUCGUUGGAACGUGUUGCUGAAAUACCAGCAGAUAAAAUUGUUGAAGCACAUGGAACAUUUUUCACCUCACAUUGUAUUGAUUGUAAAGAAGAAUAUUCGUUACAGCACGUCAAAGACAUAAUAUUCAAAGAUGAAAUUCCAACCUGUUUGUGUGGCGGCAUUAUCAAACCGGAUAUUAUUUUUUUUGGUGAAAGACUUCCAGACAAGUUUCAUACGUUACGAAUGAAAGAUUUUCCGAAAGCCGAUUUUCUGAUUAUUAUUGGUACAUCAUUGAUGGUGGCACCAUUCAGUCAUCUUAUCUCAAAUCUCUACGCCGAUGAUUAUGUUCCGUUGUAUUUAAUAUCAUUUAGUGUGAACAGAAAUUGUCCUCGAUUGUUGAUAAAUAUGGAACCAGUGGGUAUUAAAUCAGCAAACAUUUUUUCAUCAGAACCAUUAAUGUUUAAUUCAGAUAGAAAUCGUCGUGAUGUCUUCUAUCAAGGAUCAUGUGACGAUGGCGUAUUUGAAUUAGCAAAACUGUUGGAUUGGGAGGAUGAUUUUAAAAAAUUGCUAGAAUCUGUUGGUUCAUCAGCAGCUCAAAAGAAAGUCGCUACAACGUCGAAACUGGCUGAAGAAGACACGAUAACUCCAGCUGUUGCUACUGCUUCUGCAAUCUCAAAAAAGUUGUCUAAAUCUCAUACUGGAUCGGAAAAACAAAAAGAUCGAUCUAUAUCACCUAAGAAAAACUCACCAAAUAGAAACCGUAAUUCUCCAAACGGCAGUCAAUUGAAUGAAGCAAUUAAAAAUGCUGAUGAAUUAGCAAAAGAAAUGGCAGAAGUAGUAUUAGAAGAUGGUCAAUUAAAUGAUGACAAAAAAAAGCAGUAA
Messenger RNA from Didymodactylos carnosus, 1740 nucleotides. NCBI's taxonomy places the organism in Eukaryota, Metazoa, Rotifera, Eurotatoria, Philodinida, Philodinidae. The record is from the annotation of a GenBank genome assembly.